This is a messenger RNA of Sinocyclocheilus grahami, 600 nucleotides long. RefSeq names its product synaptogyrin-1-like. NCBI's taxonomy places the organism in Eukaryota, Metazoa, Chordata, Actinopteri, Cypriniformes, Cyprinidae. The record is from RefSeq and is a predicted model, not a curated record. The coding region runs from base 7 to 600 and encodes 197 amino acids. Gene Ontology annotation, cellular component: neuromuscular junction; synaptic vesicle membrane. The transcript has 3 exons.
GCUGUCAUGAUGCAGCGGGGCGCGUACGGCGCGAGCAGAGCCGGUGGAGCCUUCGAGCCGCUCGCGUUCAUCCAGCAGCGGCACACCGGCCUCCGGAUCGUGUCCUGGCUCUUCUCGUUGGUGAUCUUCGGCUGUAUCGCUAACGAGGGCUACAUCAACAGGCCUGAUGAGGUCGAGCAGUUCUGCAUCUUUAACCGGAACCAGAACGCCUGUAACUACGCGGUCAGCAUGGGCUCGCUGGCCUUCCUCUGCUGCAUGGCCUUCCUGGCUUUAGACGCCUAUUUCCCUCAGAUCAGCAGCGUCAAAGAGCGCAAGAAAGCUGUGCUGGCCGAUGUGGGAACCUCAGGUAGAUCUUCACACAUGACCUGUAAUACUCAAGCCACUCAGGCCUUCCUAGCGUUUCAGAGGUAUAAGCUGGGUGCAGAUUCGGCUCUGUUCUUGCAGGACUACACCGACCCCAGCCAGGACGCCUGCACCGUGCCGUACAGCUCUUACAGCGCUGGAGACGCUCUGGAGAGUCCGGGAGGAACCGGGUCGUACCAGCAGAGCAGCGACGGCGUGUUUGAUGGGUCAGCGGGGUACCAGCGGCAGGAGUACUGA